Messenger RNA from Myotis daubentonii (Daubenton's bat), 2974 nucleotides. RefSeq names its product PNKD metallo-beta-lactamase domain containing (gene PNKD). Lineage: Eukaryota; Metazoa; Chordata; Mammalia; Chiroptera; Vespertilionidae. The record is from RefSeq and is a predicted model, not a curated record. Gene Ontology annotation, molecular function: hydroxyacylglutathione hydrolase activity. Gene Ontology annotation, cellular component: mitochondrion.
GAGCGGGGGAGGCCCCUUACGCAAACUACAAUUCCCGGCGGGGACCGCGGUGUAGGGGGGUGGGAUCUGAACAUGGCGGCGGUGGUGGCUGCUACGGCGCUGAAGGGCCGGGGGGCGAGGAAUGCCCGCGUCCUCCGGGGGAUUCUCGCAGGAGCCGCCGCUAACAAAGCUGCCCAGAGCAGGACCCGGGCGCUGCAGAGCCACAGUUCCCCGGAGGGCAGGGAAGAGCCCGAGCCGCUCCCUCCCGAGCUGGAAUACAUGCCCCGAAGGAAGGCCAAGAACCCCAUGAAGGCUGUGGGAGUAGCCUGGUACAGCCUGUACACCCGCACCUGGCUUGGGUACCUCUUCUACCGACAGCAGCUGCGCAGGGCUCGGAAUCGCUACCCCAAAGGCCACUCCAGAACCCAGCCCCGCCUCUUCAAUGGAGUGAAGGUGCUUCCCAUCCCCGUCCUCUCGGACAAUUACAGCUACCUCAUCAUCGACACCCAGGCCCGGCUGGCUGUGGCUGUGGACCCUUCAGACCCUCAGGCCGUGCAGGCUUCCAUUGAAAAGGAAGGUGUGACCUUGGUUGCCAUUCUCUGCACCCACAAACACUGGGACCACAGUGGAGGGAACCGUGACCUCAGCCGGCGGCACCAGGACUGUCGGGUGUACGGGAGCCCUCAGGACGGCAUCCCCUACCUCACCCAUCCCCUGUGUCAUCAAGAUGUGGUGAGCGUGGGACGGCUUCAGAUCCGGGCUCUAGCCACCCCUGGCCACACACAAGGACAUCUGGUCUACCUGCUGGAUGGGGAGCCCUACAAGGGCCCUUCCUGCCUCUUUUCAGGGGACCUGCUUUUUCUUUCUGGCUGUGGACGGACCUUUGAGGGCACUGCCGAGACCAUGCUGAGCUCGCUGGACACUGUGCUGGGGCUGGAAGACGACACUCUGCUGUGGCCUGGUCAUGAGUACGCGGAGGAGAACCUGGGCUUUGCUGGUGUGGUGGAGCCUGAGAACCUGGCCCGGGAGAGGAAGAUGCAGUGGGUGCAGAGGCAGCGGAUGGAGCGCAAGAGCACGUGCCCGUCCACCCUGGGAGAGGAGCGCUCCUACAACCCAUUCCUGAGGACCCACUGCCUGGUGCUGCAGGAGACUGUGGGGCCAGGGCCGGGCCCUGCUGAGGACGAUGGCUGCUCCCGGGCCCAGCUCCUGGAGAAGCUCCGCCGGCUGAAGGACCUGCACAAGAGCAAGUGAUGUCCCCCAGCCCCCCAGCCCACCCGCAUGGUGGGGAGGCCGCCCAUCGCCCACACAAACCACCCUCAUUGCUACCAACACCACCUCCAUCAGUGCCACGGUGGCAUCAUUCCCCGACACUGGUCAUGGAGAGAGGAGUGACAAGGCGGGGAGACCUUGAGGCCCAGGGAAGGGACUGCUCCAAGGCUUGGAGACUCCAUGGGGUGAGGCUGGGCUGACAAGCCUAACAGGAAAGGAGGGGCCCUGGGGCAUCUCCAGACCUAACUGUAAGGGUUCCUGCGCUGGCAGUGAGCACCUGGAGGCUGCGAUGAGCCCCUCCCUCGGGAGGCAGCGCUCUCGCUGCAGCCACUAAGCCCAGGCCACAGGAGCCGUGAACAGGUUGAGUGCGUUGUCCCCCUCCCCCCAUUCAGGGUUGGGAAAUUCAGCCUCCCCAAGCGGGCUCUGGUUUACUGAGACACCGCCCCUCCUCCCCCAGCCUCCCCACCCUGCCCCAUCCUACCCUGACCCCACAAAGGCAUUUUUCAACUGAGCCAUUUCUGAGAAAGAUGAAAGGGCUGGAAGUCUGGCUGUCUGUCCAGUCUCAGCCUCAGUGGCUUCCCUACAGCCUGGAAGAGGGAGGGUCCUGGUUGCCAAGGAAACCUUGACUUCAGGCUCAGGAGACACCUGAGGGUGCUGGAUUGCAGCCCAACAAUCUUGUAGGUCACACGGGCUCCCUGCACAGCUGGCCUGGUCCUGCCCGCUGGCCUCUGCCCCUACCCUGGGCCAACAGGCCCCUCCCUUCCAGGGGAGAGAGAGCCAUCGGUCGCCAUGGCCUCUGCAGUUUUCUCAUUAUGGCUUUUAUUCUUAGGAACUUCUGCCUCCUCUAACUUCUGCUUUAUCCUCAGCCCCUUUCCUCUUUUCGUUAUUAACGACAGUCAUCUGGCCCCUUGCAGUUUGCCAAGAACAUUCUGUGACAUUGCUCAUUUGGUCCCUGGCCCCAUCCUGGCUAGGGAGGGGUCUGUGAGGCAGAGUUCAGAAAUGGAAACCUGGGAGCAGAGGCCUCUCAAGGGAGUGCAGCUUCCAGGACCCCAGGCCUGGGCCCUGCCCUCUGCUCAGCCCUCCCUCAGCUCAGCGUCUCCUUUGGUCUUGGGCCCAGGUCCCUUUGGGGCCUCAUGAGGAACCCUCUGGUCCUCAAGCAGGCGUACCUGGGUCAGCCAGGGCCUUGUCUUCCUUCCUCAGGCUCUGCUCACCUCUGGCGAGCCUCCAAGAUGCCCCCUGCCCUCAGUUUCUCCUCAUCAUCCGGCCUCUGCCUCCCUCUCUAGCCACAGCCUCUAGUACCAACUCUAGCAAUACUAUCAGAAUAGAGUUCCCCGCACCCCAAGAUAUGCAGUUUCCUGCCUCUGUGCCUUCGCUCAUGCUGUUUCUUCAGACUGGAAUGCCUUUCCCUGCUCCUCCUGCCUUGUCUGCCUGGCCAACACCUGUUCAUCCUUCACAAUCCCCCUCAAUGGCCCCCUCCUCCAGGAAGACAACCCCAUGUCCCCCACCCCCCACCCCCAGGCUACCUCUGCUCUUUGUAAAUGCUUCUCUGUGGCACUUAUCACUCUGUAUUACUUGUUUACACGUUUGUCUCCCCUUCCAGACUGUGAACCCUUCAGGGCAUGGACUGUAUCUUAUGCAUCUCUGUAUUCUGCGCCUAGCACGGUGCCUGGCACACAGUAGGCGCCCAAUAAAUGUUAAAUGAAUGAAUGAUUUAAGAGACGCUUGA